This is a messenger RNA of Panicum virgatum (switchgrass), 1467 nucleotides long. RefSeq names its product caffeic acid 3-O-methyltransferase. The record is from RefSeq and is a predicted model, not a curated record. Gene Ontology annotation, molecular function: S-adenosylmethionine-dependent methyltransferase activity; O-methyltransferase activity; protein dimerization activity. Gene Ontology annotation, biological process: methylation. The transcript has 2 exons. Lineage: Eukaryota; Viridiplantae; Streptophyta; Magnoliopsida; Poales; Poaceae. Bases 126 to 1211 code for a protein of 361 amino acids.
UUCCCAGCACUGGCGCACGCCACUUGCCUGUUGCCUCUCGAUCGGUCUCGGCAGCUCAACGCCGGCAAGAAGCCCCCCUAGCUCGCCGCCGGCAGCUCCACCACUCGAGCAGGCUGCAGCCAGCCAUGGGCUCCACCGCCACCGACGUGGCCGCGGCCGCGGACGAGGAGGCGUGCAUGUACGCGCUGCAGCUGGCGUCGUCGUCCAUCCUGCCGAUGACGCUCAAGAACGCCAUCGAGCUGGGCCUGCUGGAGGUGCUCCAGAAGGACCCCGCGGCGGCGCUGGCGCCGGAGGAGGUGGUGGCGCGGCUGCCCGUGGCGCCCACUAACCCCGACGCGGCGACCAUGGUCGACCGCAUCCUGCGCCUGCUCGCCUCCUACGACGUCGUCCGGUGCCAGAUGGAGGAGGGCAAGGACGGCAAGUACUCGCGCCGCUACGCCGCCGCGCCCGUCUGCAAGUGGCUCACCCCCAACGAGGACGGCGUCUCCAUGGCCGCCCUCGCGCUCAUGAACCAGGACAAGGUCCUCAUGGAGAGCUGGUACUACCUCAAGGACGCCGUGCUGGAGGGCGGCAUCCCGUUCAACAAGGCGUACGGCAUGACGGCGUUCGAGUACCACGGCACGGACCCGCGCUUCAACCGCGUGUUCAACGAGGGCAUGAAGAACCACUCGGUGAUCAUCACCAAGAAGCUGCUCGAGUUCUACACCGGCUUCGAGGGCGUCGGCACCCUGGUCGACGUCGGCGGCGGCAUCGGCGCCACCCUGCACGCCAUCACCUCCCACUACCCGCGGAUCAAGGGGGUCAACUUCGACCUGCCCCAUGUGAUCUCCGAGGCGCCGCCGUUCCCCGGCGUGCAGCACGUCGGCGGCGACAUGUUCAAGGCCGUGCCCGCCGGCGACGCCAUCCUCAUGAAGUGGAUCCUCCACGACUGGAGCGACGCCCACUGCGCGGUGAUCCUCAAGAACUGCUACGACGCGCUCCCCGCCGGCGGCAAGGUGAUCAUCGUCGAGUGCAUCCUGCCGGUGAACCCGGAGGCGACGCCCAAGGCGCAGGGCGUGUUCCACGUCGACCUCAUCAUGCUCGCGCACAACCCCGGCGGCAAGGAGCGCUACGAGAGGGAGUUCGAGGAGCUCGCCAAGGGCGCCGGCUUCACCGGGUUCAAGGCCACCUACAUCUACGCCAACGCAUGGGCCAUCGAGUUCACCAAGUAGAUCUCUGAAGCUGCUUCCUCGUGCUGUUGUCGCGCAUGUGCUUUCGCUUAAUUUGCUUUCUUCUUCUUCAUCAUCAUCAUCCUACUGGCCUGCCUGCCUCCAUGUCCAUGGCCACCAUCGAUCUUGUUCUGGAUUCCAAACAAACUCUAAUGGUUGUAUGUGUUGAGAUGUCUCUACCAUGUACCAUUAAUAACAGCCAAGGUACUCUUAUAUAUAUACAUACAUACUUAAUAUGAUGACAUACAUGAUGAUUCCU